Poecilia latipinna (sailfin molly) is the source of this 1424-nucleotide messenger RNA. Its product is annotated as caspase-1-like. The transcript has 8 exons. The coding region runs from base 110 to 1273 and encodes 387 amino acids. Gene Ontology annotation, molecular function: cysteine-type endopeptidase activity. Gene Ontology annotation, cellular component: AIM2 inflammasome complex; IPAF inflammasome complex; NLRP3 inflammasome complex. Gene Ontology annotation, biological process: regulation of apoptotic process; proteolysis; regulation of inflammatory response. The record is from RefSeq and is a predicted model, not a curated record. NCBI's taxonomy places the organism in Eukaryota, Metazoa, Chordata, Actinopteri, Cyprinodontiformes, Poeciliidae.
AGCUGUCUCCACCUGCUUUUAUGAGCAGACUGAGUUCCUCAACACACACACACACACACACAUCCGUAACUUUCAGAGGACUGGGCAUUCGUCUCCUCAAGUCUGAGCAAUGGCAGAUAAGGAGCUUUUCAAAGUCCGCAGCAAAUUCGUGGAGAAGGUGUCAAAGUCGAUGAUCAGUCAGCUCCUGGACGACCUUUUGGAGGAUCGUGUGCUGAACGAUGGCGAGGUGGAAAGUGUGCUUGAGGACAACCCCACCAAAGCAGAAAAGGCGCGCUGCCUCAUCGACACCGUGAGGAAGAAGGGCAUAAGAGCCAGCCAGAAGCUGAUCGACCACAUUAAAACCAGAGAUGAAACGAUGCACUCUGAGCUGUUCCCUGAUUCACAAGAUCAACCGGAUGCAGCUCCUCCGACACAGAGAACCUGGUCAAACAGACUCAUCCCCGUGUCUGACUCCGAGAGGACGAAAAAAAUGAAUGAUCCAGACAUUUACAAAGUGUCCGAAAAGUCUCUGAAAAGCCGUGUGGCCCUUUUGAUCACCAACAGAAACUUUACUGACGAAGACUUAACCAGAAGGGGAGCUGAGAAGGACGAGGAGAACAUGUUGAGUCUGCUCAGAUCCCUGCAGUAUGAGGUGGUGAAGCACAACGACCUUACAGCAAAGGAGAUUGAAGGGGCUCUGCGUCAGUUCAUCACACACCCCAAGCUGAAAGAAACAGACAGCGUGUUUGUGGUGAUCAUGUCUCAUGGAAAACGGGGAUUGGUACUCGGAGUCGACCACAGGCAAGACAAACCAGACGAAUUCCCCGUUGACAAAAUCUACAAAUAUCUCGGCCCACAAAAAUGCUCCGCACUGAUGGACAAACCCAAGGUCAUCAUCAUCCAGGCCUGCAGAGGAGCUUUGGAAGGAGCUGCCAUUGUUAGCGACAGCGCGAAACCCAGCGUGGUGUCUGACGAGGCGUCGCACCGGCCACCCUCUCCCAAAGGCGGCAUCGUUGAAGACUCCAUUCGAUACGUUCACAAGGAAAAGGACUGCAUUUCCCUCCUGUCAAGCACGCCUGAUACUGUGUCAUACAGAAGAGAGGAUUUGGGCUCCUUCCUGAUUCAGUACAUUGUUGAAGUUUUCAACACCUACUCCCACCAGGAUGACAUUGAUGAACUUUUCAGAAAAGUCAUGCAACGCUUUGAAGACUUUCCUGAUGACACCAAAAGACAAAUGCCAACAAAAGACAGAUGCACUCUAACAAAGCGCUUCUACCUUUUUCCAGGCCACUGAGACGUUUGGUAAAUCCAUCUGUUGUUAAGCUAACGCUACUCUUACUUUUCUUUUUUUUAAUAUCUACCUAAUAGUUUGUACUUUAACUGGAAAUUAGCCCCAUUUUUAUUUUACAGAGGAAAUCAUGAGCUUAACUUCACUGUCCUGCAGA